This is a messenger RNA of Maudiozyma saulgeensis, 765 nucleotides long. NCBI's taxonomy places the organism in Eukaryota, Fungi, Ascomycota, Saccharomycetes, Saccharomycetales, Saccharomycetaceae. The record is from the annotation of a GenBank genome assembly.
AUGUCUGAGGGACUAGAACGUAGUAUUGUAAGUGAGAAAUCGGACAGUCAACCUGUUUCGAGUUCAAAGGCCUCAAAUAAUGCUAGUGACGCAAGACAUAAUAAAGCGCCACCAUCAAAGAGAAACUCUGUGAGUAGUGGCUCUAAGGACAAGUUUGAUAAAGAUGGUGUAUGGUCCGCUAUCGACACUCUUGAUGAUGUAAGAAAGAUGGCAGCUGAAAAUAGAGGUAAAGAUGUAUUCCCAGCUGGGUUUGAAAAAGAUUUGGAUGUCUCAAGAGAGACUAAUGCCGCAUUACUACAUGUAAUCCGGAAUAGAGCUGAACGUAUAGCUAAGGAUAUUAGAACUAGUCGUGAAGGUUAUAAACAGGAUUCAAAGAAAGAAGAAGAACCUGUGAGGCGUAAAAAACGUACUAAGAACAAAGAUAAAGAUUUACUUUCAAGAUCUCUAUCUAAAUUGAAUCUUGUUAACAACGAUAAGAAAUCUAUACCUGAAAGUGAAGAGUAUUUAUCUGUUAACCUCAGCAAACAUAAUAUCUUCACCAAUAAUAGCAGUUGUACUGACGAUAGUGAUGUAGAUGGCCAAACUUACAGUGACAUUAGUGACGAUAUGGACAUAAAAACAGGUCACUCAACUGCUAAACAACCUCUGUAUAUUAGUGAUUAUACAGAUUAUCAAGCAAAUAUCCAGAAGAUCGCGCAAGACGAAGAGAAAUAUGUUUCAACCCUAAUCAACACAGUUAGGGCCUCUUCAGGCCGUGGACAGUGA